Messenger RNA from Cuculus canorus (common cuckoo), 5043 nucleotides. RefSeq names its product zinc finger and BTB domain containing 39 (gene ZBTB39). Gene Ontology annotation, molecular function: protein binding. Bases 480 to 2609 code for a protein of 709 amino acids. The record is from RefSeq and is a predicted model, not a curated record. Gene Ontology annotation, biological process: negative regulation of transcription by RNA polymerase II; regulation of immune system process; regulation of cytokine production. The transcript has 2 exons. Lineage: Eukaryota; Metazoa; Chordata; Aves; Cuculiformes; Cuculidae.
CCCAUCCCUCGUCCCCAUCUCCAUCCUCGCUCUUUUCCCCCUCCCCUUCCUCAUCCUUGUCCUCACCCCCAUCCCCUUCCUCCUCCCUGUCCCUAUCCUCAUCCUUGUCCUCAUCCCCAUCCCUUGUCCUCAUUCACAUCCCAUUUCUCAUCCCUAUCUCCAUCCUCCUCCCCGCUGCCUUCUCCAGCAGGGACCAUCCCUGCCUCCAUCCCUCCAUCCUGGGGGGGGACGGACAGACCGUCCUCAGCUCUCUCUUACCAUUCCCUGGAGUUGGAACUCCUUCCCCUGCAAACUCUUGCUCUCUCCGUGGGCUCCUAGGGUCUUCGUUCUCUGUCGUGGGGAGGAAAAAGCAGGGAAUCUGGGACAGAGGGAGCCCCUUGCCCUGCCAGUUCCUGGAUGCUGAGCGCCUCCUGCCCAUGCACCUGAUGAGCACGUGAAGAAGCCGCUGACCAGGAGAGGAGCUCUCGGCAGCUGCUAAGAUGGGCAUGAGGAUCAAGCUGCACAGCACCAACCACCCCAACAACCUGCUGAAGGAGCUCAACAAGUGUAGGCUCUCCGAGACCAUGUGCGAUGUCACCAUCUUGGUGGGCACCCGCUCCUUCGCAGCACACAAGGCUGUCCUGGCGUGCGCCGCGGGCUACUUCCAGAACCUCUUUCUGAACACGGGACUGGAUGCUGCCAGGACCUAUGUUGUGGAUUUCAUAACGCCGGCCAACUUCGAGAAGAUCCUCAGCUUUGUGUACACCUCGGAGCUCUUCACAGACCUGAUCAACGUGGGCGUCAUUUACGAGGUGGCGGAGCGGCUGGGCAUGGACGAUCUGCUGAAGGCUUGCCACUCAACCUUCCCAGACCUGGAGAGCUCGGCCAUCCCGAAGCAGCCCUCUCUGGCCAUGAGCGAGGGCCGAUCCGGCCCCCUGAGCAGCACCUCCUCGGAGCAGAGCCACUCUUUGGGUGAAAUCCGGAGCGGUGGGGAGCAUUUUGGCCCUGAACGGAAUUACAUCUUGCAUGGGGAAGUGGGAGGUAGCUACAAAGAGGACGACAGGAAUACCGUGAGUGAAAUCAGCCAGACGCUUCCCCUGAUGCACCCGCAGCAGCCUCCCAAGGCGGAACAGGAAUCGGAGCAAGGGCCAUUUGCUCCUGCCGCGAGCCUGGUGACCCAGCCCAGCCUGAACAUCGUGGUUCAGACCACCGCAAGCUCCUGCCAGCAAUACAAGGUCCAGAGCAAUGGUGACUAUGGCAAGGGAGGCUUCUUCACCGCCGAUCCUUCCCUUGACGUCUCCACAGGGAGCAAUUCCUGUCCCAGCAACAGCGACCACUCCAAAGAGCAAGGUUUUGGGCAGAUGGAUGAGCUUCAGCUGGAGGAUUUGGGUGAGGAUGAGCUCCAAUUUGAAGAUGCUGGGGAAGAACUGGGCCCGUCGGAAGAGGUUAUUGAGCUGAGUGAUGACAGCGAAGAGGAACUGGCCUUCGAGAGCGACAGCCGGGACAGCAAGGCCAUGCCCUGCCAGGUGUGCAAGAAGGUCCUGGAGCCCAAUAUCCAGCUGAUCCGCCAGCACGCCAGAGACCACGUGGAUCUCCUCACCGGGAACUGCAAAGUCUGUGAAACCCACUUCCAGGACCGGAACUCCAGGGUCACUCAUGUUCUGUCCCACAUCGGCAUCUUUCUCUUCUCCUGCGACAUGUGCGAGACCAAGUUCUUCACCCAGUGGCAGCUGACGCUCCACCGACGGGACGGGGUCUUUGACAACAACGUCAUCGUGCACCCCAGUGACCCGCUGCCGGGAAAGGUGGCCGUCUUUGGGGGAGGUCCUGGCGCAGAGCUGGCAUGCACGGCCUGCGGGAAGCCUUUGGCCAAAGAUUUCCACACCGUCCGCAACCAUAUCCUGGACCACGUGAACUUGAAAAGCCAGACGUGCGGUGUGUGUGACCAGAGGCACCUCAGCCUCUGCAGCCUCAUGUGGCACACGCUGUCCCACCUGGGCGUCUCCGUCUUCUCCUGCUCCAUUUGUGCCAGUAGCUUCGUGGAUCGGCACCUCCUGGAGAAGCACUUGGCCGUUCACCAGAACAUGGAAGAGGCUCUUUUCCGCUGCCACUUCUGCGGACAGAGCUUCAAGCUGGAAGCGGCGUAUCGCUACCAUGUCAGCCAGCACAAGUGCGGAGGCAGCCUGGACAUCCGACCCAGCUUCGGAGACCGACUCCAGCAGCAAAGCCAGCAGAAGAGGAAGCUGCCGGAGGAGUUCUUGAGCGAAGACCUGGCGCUACAAAGCCAGCCGGGCAACAGCAAGUACAGCUGCAAAGUUUGCGGGAAGAGGUUUGCCCACACCAGUGAAUUCAACUACCACCGGAGGAUCCAUACUGGAGAGAAGCCCUAUCAGUGCAAAGUGUGCCACAAGUUCUUCCGCGGCCGCUCUACCAUCAAGUGCCACCUGCGGACGCAUUCGGGAGCACUCAUGUACCGCUGCACCGUCUGCGGGCACUACAGCUCCACGCUCAACCUGAUGAGCAAGCACAUAGGCGUGCACAAGGGCAGCCUCCCGCCCGACUUCACCAUCGAACAGACUUUCAUGUACAUCAUCCAUUCCAAAGACGCCGAGAAAAACACGGACAGCUGAUGGGGUGAGGAAGGGCAGGGCCAGCAAAGAAGCAAAUGCAACGUACGGAAGCUGUGGAAAACAUGUCGUUUGUUUUAUUUAAUGGUCAGGCAUCGUGGAUGAAUCCUCCUCCUUUAUGUUUGGAUUUUUUUGGCCUUGCUAGGGCGUUUUUAGAUGGUGGCAUUGUACAAAUCAACAGCACGUAAGCUACAUCACUGUCCCGAGAAGUCUGUCGUGUUUACUUACCUCUGGUCCUGUUAGAGGCCAUCAAGUUCUGUGUUUUUAGCGUUUCUCACUAGGUUUUGAAUCUAGAUUUAUUUUUGUUUUAACCCUUUUAGCCCACUUGACUAGGCUGACCCCCGUCUGAGCUUGUCCACAAACUGAUGCUGCUAAGAUUUUUCACACUUGACCUCAGUAGAGAGGUGCAGAGCCAGAGAAGGAUGGUGCUGGACUGGGAGAAAAGGAAAGAAAAAGAAGGAAAAUAGGAAAAAGACUUGUUGGCAUCGCUGGGGUCCUGCUGCUGUCGCCAGGAGAUGAGGAAAGGCCGUGUCACGGAAUCGUGGGUCUUAAAGCUGUUGCUUCAUUGCAGGGGAGAUGAGGAGGCAGCGCAGAGGAGGAGGGAUGAAUGGGAAGGAAGAUGACUGCCACCGGCAAGGGCAGUUCCCCGGCAGUGCCGCUGGUCACCGGGAACCCUGCCUGAGCCGGGAGCAUGGCCGGGGUUUCUCUGCCAUGCGUGGGACAUGCUGCUCACCCCAUGAACCCAUCUCUGAGGGAUGAGUGAAGGAGCGACACCAGCUCACAGAAGAGCCUGAGCGUCGGUCGGGGCGGCCGCACAGCCAGGAAGAGGCGGAUACGCAGAUCUCUCAGGAGUCGCUGGACUGGAGAGGGCAAGGGAGGCAGGUUCGUGCCAUGGGGUCAGCUGCUCUUUUGGGAUGACACGGUGACGCAUGGCUUCUGCCAGCCUGCACCUCGCGCCGGCGUCUCCUCGCGUAUCCUCUGCUGGUGGCAGCCGUGCACAUGGAGCUCUGCUGGCAUGGUGCAUCCCAGGGCUGCCAGGUGCCGGAUGCCAGCGAGCGGCUUUGUGGCGACUGCGCGGAUCCAGCAGAUGAGAUGUGAUGAAGCUGUUGCCUUCUCUCCCAGGAAGGCACCUCUGCGAAGGACUCCUCUCUGUGGAAGGGAAAGGCCCCUCCCGUGGCUGCCGCUAUGGAUCCCCGUGUCCUGGACACGGCGAAUGUGUGCUGGUGCGAUGUGAGCUGUUCAGCUUUUGUCAAACUGGGCUGGAAGGGCAGCAGGCGCCAUCUGGGGCCACGCAUGAACCGCCCUGGGAGUCGGCAGCCGCUGCCAGUGGGAGCUUUGGCUCAGCAUCUCCUGGACGUGUGUCGGGCACCGGCUGCGUGCUCCUUGGUGUGGUGGGUUCAGCCGCGUCCCAGCAGUGUUUACACCAGGAAGGGUGGGGAUCGGCUUUUUCCCCUGUUAUCCUGCUGUGGGGCAGAGGUGGAGAGGAGCCAGCAUUCCCAGCGCUGCAGCCGGGCUCCGACUGCCCUCGGUAACUCAUUCUACCUCACAAACAGGAAGCGCUUGGGACUUUGGAACCACAAAUCGUGGUAAAUCGGCCCCUGCGCUCCUGUAAAGAUGUGCUGUUACAAAACAAAACUCGUGAUUUUCCAAACCGUGUGAACUCAUCCCGCUUUCCCCCCCCCCCCUUGGAGGGACAACCCGUGGCAGAGGAGCGGUGUGGCUGGUGGCUAGGAAUUCCAGGGGUCGCUUGCCCCUCUCCAUGUGGCCUUGGGCAAGUCACGUUACCGCUUUUGCCUCAGUUUCCUCAUCUGUAAAAUGAGGGUGGCGACUCUUGUGGUACCUACCUACCUCCCGGGAGCGCGGUGGCUGGCUUUGCCUACAGGUGUGUGGGAGACGCGGAGCGCUCGGUGAGUGCUGAUCUUUAGAAUCCAAGGGGAAUGACAUCCUCCAGGCUUUCUUCUUCUGUACCAGCUCCUUCCAGGUUUGCUCCUGUUCCAGCUUCCUUGGCCAAAGCAAAGCUCCCUUUAGCCCUGUCCUCAUCCCAGCGAUGUACGGAGUGGAGCUGGCUCAGCGCUGCUGCGUCUGUGGGAAGCGGUGCUGGGAGUGGGAAGCAGGAAUGCGUGCGUGGAGUCCGUGGCACUGGGAUCUCCCCUGGGGUUUGCUGGGUGCGUGGCUGUUGCGAGCAGGAGGAAUUCCCAUCCCGGGCAGAGAGAAGCUGGUGGGUGCAGCUGCUGAAGCCCCUGCCCUUCAGCUCCAUCGGAAGCUGCGGAUGCAGCAUCGGUCCAGCCCCACUGUGACAGGGGAAGAGGUGAGUCGGUGUCCGGCUGUAUCCCUGCCGGUGGCACUGAAUCCCAGCUGGACCAAACGACCCUUCCAGGCAGCUGCUUCAUCUUGAGCUUGUGUCAUCUGCAGCCCCAGCUCCAACCCGGAGCUGGGG